AUGGCUUCAAACGAUGACUACGUGGAAUGUAAUGAGGAAGCUCUCACUGGUGAGGGGGAACUCGAAAUGACGACGCCGGUGCCCGUUCUCCGCCUGCCCAGAGGGCCCGACCCCAACAGUCGCGGGUUCGACCCCAAGUCCCCGCGCUUCAUCGCUCUCUGCCGCACGUCGCUCCCGACGGCGGCGGGGGCCUCGGAGGUGGACGACGAGCAGCUGCAGACAGAGCAGGCCGCGCGGUCCCUGCUGAGGGAGCGCUUCCUCCGCUGUCUGCUCGCCAUGACCAACAAGAAGGUCCGGUUUCACAUGCACGAGGGCGUGAAGGUGGAGGCCACUUUUGGGGCGUCGGACAUCGACGUGCUGAACUUCCAGGUGUCGGACUUGCACACUCCCAUCGGGGUGCAGAAAGAGGCAGUGAUCAGGUGUCAGGACGUGGUUUCUUUAACUUUUGAUGUAUGAGCUCCUCAGGCGACUUAAACGGACGUUUUUCCGGCACAUGUUUUUUCUGUCUCUCUUUUUUUGUUUUUUGUUUCUGUUAUCGUCAGAUUCUGCAGGAUCCUGUUGUUGCAUGUCUGUGCAACACGUUGGAUUCUGUUCAUGUGUGUGACUGCAUUCAGAGGUCCGAUAGGAGUUAUGAGUCCCACAUUCUCAGCACUAGAGGGAGCCAUAAGCUUUUGUUUAAGGACAGACUGCCCUGGGUUGGAAAAUUCAGUGGACUGAUGUUCACUGUUGACCAGUUUUCUCUCUUCUCCAGAACAUGGCUCAUGCUUUUGCAGUAUUUGCCCAUAAGAGCAUCCAAACCGGAGGAGGAAUUUAUUCUUUGUAAUUUUCAUUCUUUGAUUCUGCCGGGAAGUUGAGGAAAGUGAUGAUGAGGUGGUUUUUUUAAUCCUUUGAAGAGCACUUGAAACAUCCAGGUCUAAUUUACCAGUAUGUUUCCUGUGGUUUUACUUCAAAGGAAGAUUUCUUGUAAAUGGUGGCUUUCUCAUGGCACCUAAAAGGAGGCCAAUUGGACUUAGACAUUUUUGUUACUUAGCCAAGAAGAAAACUACUAACGGGGCUGUUUUGUUUGGUUUUUGAUAGUCUAUUUUGUACUCUGGAAAAAAAAAAACAUGGAAACAUUUGUACAAAUUGUCCCUUUAUUUUCUUUUUUUCAUAAUAAAACAUCUGUAAUACA
This is a messenger RNA of Menidia menidia (Atlantic silverside), 1171 nucleotides long. The record is from the annotation of a GenBank genome assembly. NCBI's taxonomy places the organism in Eukaryota, Metazoa, Chordata, Actinopteri, Atheriniformes, Atherinopsidae.